Heterocephalus glaber (naked mole-rat) is the source of this 3296-nucleotide messenger RNA. The record is from RefSeq and is a predicted model, not a curated record. NCBI's taxonomy places the organism in Eukaryota, Metazoa, Chordata, Mammalia, Rodentia, Bathyergidae.
GCGCAGGCGCCAUCUCGGGGCUGGGUUGGCGAAUCCCUCCUUGUAGUCUGAGGUGCGCGCGUGCACGUUCCGUUCCGUCUCCCUGGAGAGUUGGUGCGUGUGCGCGCGUCGUGUGGCGCGUGGUUGUGAACGCCUAGCCGUUCGGGAACGCACGUGGUAGCACACACUUUGGUACACGACUGAGUCCCAAGAGAAGCGCUCUGUGCGAUCCUCCUGGCUUCAGGCCUGAGCUCCUGACGCAGGACCCAGGAUGCUCACCUCUGCAGUUUCAAGUCGUUAGGCCUUGGUUGUCACCCCCCAUCCUAGUUCCUGGAGUAGGAGCCGAUAAAAAUACUGCGUUCUGUGGUGAAGGAAGAGGGGGGAGGUGAGGGGCUUCUGGCUGCCGCCGGGUCGCUCCCUAAUGAGGCUGAGAGCGAGCGCUCCAUGUGUGCCUCCACGAGUUAUUUGUACACAGAUGUUCUACACUGCAGACCUGCAUGCACAGGCAUGUGCCCCGUGCGUGGAGAUGUGUGCUCAGAAUACAUCUGCACGUGUGCACAGGGGGAGCGCAUGACCACCGCACACGCACCGCAGCAGGCAUGUAGGAGCUAACACCUAAGUGCAUGUAUGUGUCCCGGUGAGCAGAUAUGUGUACUACAUCCCUGUGCAGACCUGCAACCUGUGGGUUGUAGCCUCUCUCAGGCACCCAGCAGAGGUUCAGCUAAGGCCCAGCUCCUGCUUCCAGGGAUGGACCUCGUGGAUCCUGACAUCUUUAAUAGGGACCCUCGGGACCACUAUGACCUGAUACAGCGACUGGGUGGAGGCACCUAUGGGGAAGUCUUCAAGGCUCGAGACAAGGUGUCCGGGGACGUGGUGGCACUGAAGAUGGUGAAGAUGGAGCCUGACGAUGAUGUCUCUACCCUUCAGAAGGAAAUCCUCAUUUUGAAAACUUGCCGGCAUGCCAACAUCGUGGCCUACCAUGGCAGCUACCUCUGGCUGCAGAAGCUCUGGAUCUGCAUGGAAUUCUGCAGGGCUGGUUCUCUCCAGGACAUCUACCAAGUGACUGGCUCCCUGUCUGAGCUCCAGAUUAGUUAUGUCUGCCGGGAAGUGCUCCAGGGACUGGCCUACCUGCACUCCCAGAAGAAGAUUCACCGGGACAUCAAGGGAGCCAACAUCCUUAUCAAUGACGCUGGGGAGGUCAAGCUGGCUGACUUCGGCAUCUCGGCUCAGAUUGGGGCGACGCUGGCUCGACGCCUCUCUUUCAUUGGGACCCCCUACUGGAUGGCUCCAGAAGUGGCUGCAGUGGCCCUAAAGGGAGGAUAUAAUGAGCUGUGUGACAUCUGGUCCCUGGGCAUCACAGCCAUCGAACUGGCCGAGCUACAGCCACCACUCUUUGAUGUGCACCCUCUCAGAGUUCUUUUCCUAAUGACCAAGAGUGGCUAUCAGCCUCCCCGGCUGAAGGAAAAGAGCAAAUGGUCAGCUGCCUUCCACAACUUUGUCAAAGUCACCCUCACUAAGAGCCCCAAGAAACGACCUGGUGCCACCAAGAUGCUCAGUCAUCAGCUGGUGUCCCAGCCUGGGCUGAACAGAGGCCUAAUCCUGGAUCUUCUUGACACACUGAGGAACCCCAGGAAGGGGCCCCCUGUUGGUGAGAGUGAAGAUGAGGAACCCGAGCCACCCCCUGCCAUCCCUCGGCGGAUCAGAUCCACCCACCGGGCCAGCUCACUGGGGAUCCCAGAUGCAGACUGCUGUCGGCGGCACAUGGAGUUCCAGAGGCUCCAAGGAGUGGAGCCCAGACCCCCAGCCGACGUGGUGUGCUUACAGCCCCCUGGAGACCUGAGGAGCAGCAGUCCCAGGAGCCACCUGUCAGAGUCUGAUGACGACUACGAUGACGUGGACAUCCCCGCCCCUGCAGAGGAAACACCUCCCCCCCUGCCCCCCAAGCCCAAGUUCCGGUCUCCCUCAGAUGACGGGCCUGGAGGGCUGGGGGAUGAAGGACAGCUGAGCCCUGGGGUGCUGGUCCGGUGUGCCAGUGGACCUCCCCCACGGACCCCUCGUCCCGGGCCUCCUCCAGUCACCCGCAGCCCCCAUCUCACUGCCCACUCAGAGCCCUCACUCUGGAACCCAGCUUCCCGGGAGCCUGACCAGCCCCCACUGCUGCCCCCUAAGAAAGAAAAGAUGAAGCGGAAGGGAUGCACCCUGCUUGUGAAGCUGUUCAAUGGCUGCCCCCUCCGGAUCCACAGCACAGCCGCCUGGACGCACCCCUCUACCAAGGACCAGCACCUGCUCUUGGGGGCAGAGGAAGGCAUUUUCAUCCUGAACCGAAACGAUCAGGAGGCCACUCUGGAGAUGCUCUUUCCUAGCCGGACAACCUGGGUGUACUCCAUCAACAACGUCCUCAUGUCUCUGUCAGGAAAGACCCCCCACCUGUAUUCUCAUAGCAUCCUGGGUCUGCUGGAACGGAAGGAGACCAGAAUGGGAAGCCCCAUCGCUCACAUUAGCCCCCACCGGCUACUGGCAAGAAAGAACAUGGUCUCCACCAAGAUCCAGGACACCAAGGGCUGCCGGGCGUGCUGCGUGGCGGAGUGUUCGAGCUCCAGGGGCCCUUUCCUGUGCGGGGCAUUGGAGACGUCGGUGGUUCUGCUCCAGUGGUACCAGCCCAUGAACAAAUUCCUGCUUGUCCGGCAGGUGCUGUUCCCGCUGCCCACGCCUCUGCCGGUGUUCGCGCUGCUGACCACGCCAGGCUCCGAGCUGCCGGCCGUGUGCAUCGGCGUGAGCCCCGGGCGGCCAGCGAAGUCAGUGCUUUUCCACACCGUGCGCUUCGGCGCGCUGUCCUGCUGGCUGGGCGACAUGAGCACGGAGCACAAGGGAGCAGUGCAAGUGACCCAGGUAAAGGAUGACAUGGUGAUGGUGUUGUUGGAUGGCUGUCUGAAACUGGUGACCCCAGAGGGAGCCCCAGUCCCGGGCCUUUGCACUCCAGAGAUCCCCAUGAUGGAAGCGGUGGAGGCCGUGGCUAUGGUCGAGGGUCGGCUUCAGGCCUUCUGGAAGCAUGGAGUGCAGGUGUGGGCUCCAGGCUCAGACAGGCUACUUCAGGAGCUGAGAGACCCCACCCUUACUUUCCGUCUGCUUGGCUCUCCCAGGCCUGUAGUGGUGGAGACACGACCAGCAGAUGAUCCCACUGCACCCAGCAACCUCUAUAUCCAGGAAUGAGUCCUCAGGGGGGUGUCAGGAACCAGACCGUACACCCUCUCUCCAACAGACACACUAGUGGCCAUGUCAUGUCCCAGUCUUCCAAUAAACAUGAUGUUAGCCUCUGC